AGUUCGGUGCAGAUCACAUUUGAAGAGGGAGCUCAGCUACCACAAGCAGCCAGUGUGAGCGACGUGACGUGCGAGGGCCAGUCGGAGCACAGCAUGGUGCUGCGCUGCGGUCUGUCAGCCGAAGCUGUGAAAUUCCCUGUCUCUGUUACUCAGCAGUCGCCGGCGGCUGUUUCCGUGGAUACCUAUCAUGUCACCUUGGCUCUGCUGCAGGCUCAGGUGGAGAUCCACCUCCAGGAGAUACAGAAUGAGGGUCUGCUGGUGUCGUGGGCAUUCAAGGACCGACCAGACCUGAACCUCUCGGUCCUUCCGAGACUUCAGCCUCACAAGAAUGAAGGGGGAGUGGAUCUGUGCACCAUAACGGAUCUGAUAGAGGAUACCAUUGUCAGCACGCAGCCAGCCAUGAUGGUGAAUCUGAAGGCCUGCACCCCCGGUGCCGCUGCGGUACCCAGCGAGAAGGUGCCACAAGAAGGGCCAUGCAGCGGGGCCGCCCCUCUGGGGUCGAAGCUGCUGCUCCGAAAUCUGCAAGUGCUGAACUUGGGCUGCACCGGCAAGGGAGGAGUUGGGGAAAUACACUGUGUGGCGGAGCUUGACAGCCCUCUGCAGCAGAAAUGCACCAAGCCCCUGCAAGCUGGUGGUGGUGGAGCUGCAGCAGAGAUGGAGUGGAACGAGGAGCUCGCUCUGGAGUUGGGGCCUAGAAGUAAAGAGCUGAAGCUGCGAGUGCUGGGGAGCAGUGGCAGAGGGGACGAUGUGCUGUUGGCACACGCUGCGCUCUUCCUGGACUCCUUGGGCAGACGGCCGUCUGGGAGGCAGGUCUGCUCGCUGGCGCCGGGAGCGGGGCAGUCGCUGGCAGCUGAAGCCACGAUUGCGCUGGAGGCUGAGGAGAGGGUGUCACCGAGUGACCUCGCGCCUCGCUUGCGGUUCCUGAGCGUCCCUCCCUUCGAGGGACACCCCGAUGAGGUGGCUUCUGGGCGCCUGGCCUCCCUG
Tinamus guttatus (white-throated tinamou) is the source of this 984-nucleotide messenger RNA. The record is from RefSeq and is a predicted model, not a curated record. NCBI's taxonomy places the organism in Eukaryota, Metazoa, Chordata, Aves, Tinamiformes, Tinamidae.